Pseudocercospora fijiensis CIRAD86 is the source of this 1113-nucleotide messenger RNA. RefSeq lists its product as uncharacterized. Lineage: Eukaryota; Fungi; Ascomycota; Dothideomycetes; Mycosphaerellales; Mycosphaerellaceae. The record is from RefSeq and is a predicted model, not a curated record. The coding region runs from base 472 to 1044 and encodes 190 amino acids. The transcript has a single exon.
GAAGAAGAGAUCUCCAUCGGCGACGAGAAACCCCGAAAAUUAAACCCUCUCCAACAAAACCCCAUCAUCGACGCCUCACAAAUCGUCUCUCGUCCCAAUACAGCCGUAUCUCGCUCUUCCUCCUCUUCAUCGAGCACACAUUCCCUAGGUUCCCCAAACGACACAGAAACCAAAGAAAAUCUCCUCCGCCUUAACGUCGCUAUUCGAGCACAUGCGGAAACUUUCUAUACCACAUCCCCCGCCAUCGAUCUCUCGCCAUCUCAUGAUGCGAAUCUUUCAACUCUCGCGGAAAUUCUGGGAGCUUCGGCACCGCUUGAUGCCACAGCCCUGCAUGCCCUCCUCCAUACCCCGGAAACUCGAAUCGAUGCUAUAAGGCUUUUGAUCGCGUGGUCGGUUUUCAAAUAUAUCCAAACUGAUGCAGAAAUUGAGAAGACCUUGUUACCGCCGGAAUUGGCUAAGUGUGCGCAGGCUAUGAGCCGGGGAAGUAUUGUGGACCAGAAACGGUAUAGUAUUCCGAGGAAACCUGUUCCAGGAAGCACGAUUCCUACGAUUGAUGUUACGACUGUGCGCACGACUGCUGCUGCUGCUUCUUCUUCUUCGGAUGAUCAUGUUGCUUUUGCAAAGUGGAGGGAAACUUCUGGGAAAUUGCUUGAGCCGAUUUAUGGGGAUGGGAAAGUUGUCGGGACGAAGGAUUCUCGGGAUCAGAAUAUUGGGGAGUUGGUGACGGUUUUGGUAUAUUUGCUGCAGCCGUAUGUGGCGAAAGGUUAUGGUGGAGCGAGAGUGAGGGAUUUGGAGAAUGUGAUUAAGAUGGCUGCGGCGUUUGGGUAUAGGUUGUUUACGCAGAGGCCGGAGUGGGAAUUUGCUUGGAGUACGUUGAUGGCGGAUGAGAUUGUUGUGUAUCCGGCGCUCGUUAAGAUUGGAGAUGAAAAGGGGAAGCGGUUGAGGAAGUCGGUAGUAUUGGAGUGGGAGGAGGUGAUGAAGUUGCCGGAACCUAUGGAAAUUGUGGUGAGUAAACGUGCUUCUGUGCACAAGGAGGUUGUGUAGCUGAGCCCAAAAUUGUUUAUCCACAUCAAACGAAUUCGCAUAUACCAGUGAACGCCGUCUAGUUGAUGC